Daphnia pulicaria is the source of this 2298-nucleotide messenger RNA. RefSeq lists its product as uncharacterized. The record is from RefSeq and is a predicted model, not a curated record. The coding region runs from base 99 to 1829 and encodes 576 amino acids. NCBI's taxonomy places the organism in Eukaryota, Metazoa, Arthropoda, Branchiopoda, Diplostraca, Daphniidae. Gene Ontology annotation, cellular component: extracellular region. The transcript is spliced from 7 exons.
AUAAACUGGACACGUUCGUCUAAGUGUCGAGAGGUGACUGAAAUAAGAUAAUAACCGAAUCUAUCAUCAGUUGGGUUGAAAACAACUUACAGAAAACAAUGGACAAAUUUAGGAAAGAAUGUGUGGAGGCUCACAACCGCUACCGAAAGAUACACGGUGUCCCCCCUUUGCGUCUCGAUCCGCAGGUUAAUAGCGAAGCUCAAAAAUGGGCUUUGCAUUGCGUUUUCGCCGAAGAAGAAGGAAAAAGUGAAGUUGGAUGGACUUUUAACGACAGCAAUGCGUACGCAGAGACUAUUCACGUAUCCCAAGACUUUUUGACUGGUACUGAGCUAGUCGACGAGUUUUAUCAACAGGAGAAAGACUACGUCUACGAUUCAGAGGAGUAUAACCCUUUAACUGCUCAAUUUAUCAAUAUGAUAUGGAAAGGAAGCACCAAAAUGGGGAUUGGACGAGCUGAAAACGUGUCGGGUAAGGUCUAUGUCGUUAUCAAUUAUUCACCCGGCGGAAAACCGAAUGGACAUUUCAGCGCCAAUGUUUUCCCGCCUGGCACUAAGAAUAUUAUCGCAAAAAUUAAGUCGGAAGUGGGAUCUAAGCUCGAUAAGUUUACACAGGAGUGUGUAGAUGCUCACAACUAUUACAGAAAAAAGCAUGGAGUACAACCGUUGGUUCUCGAUUCACAGGUUACUAGAGAUGCCCAGAGACAUGCUGAGCAUUGCGCAAGAUGCAAUAAAAUGGAAUAUCAGGCCAGCAACGAAGAAAGUACAUAUGAGUAUACUAACUACGAUGUCAGAAUUUACAACGGCUUCCAUAGUAACCAUGGUUACCUGAGCGGUACCAAGCUUGUCAAAGAAUUCUACAAGGAGGGGAAAGACUAUUGCUAUGGAUCACCGGAAGACCAGUCAGCAGGUAAUUUUCCAAAUAUGAUUUGGAAGUCAAGUACCAAGAUUGGAGUUGGACGAGCGAAAGCUCCAUCAGGAAACGUCUUGGUGGUAGUUAACUACUACCCUGGCGAAGCACAGAAUAACAUAUCUGGUGAAUAUGAAUUUAACGCAGAAGAAUACAUUGCCAACGUGCUUCCGCCAAUUGAACAGCUUGAGAGCUCUGAAAUAAAGGAUGAAUUAGAAGAAGACGACGAGGAUGACGAAUGGGAGGAUAUAGAAGAUGAGGAAGAAGGGAAAGCAAAAGAUCAUGCGAACGAAAAUAGUUCUAAAGAAAUUACGAAGAAAGAGAAUAUAUUAGUCGCAAAGCCAGAAGAGAAGAAACAAACCGUAGUUACAAAACCAGAAGAGAAGGAGACCGUAGUUGCAAAACCAGUGGAGAAGAAGGAGACCGUAGUUGUCGCAAAACCAGCCGAGAAGAAAGAAACAAUAAAAGUAGAUGUCAACAGCAAGUUUGAUUCUUUCAGCCGAGAAUGUCUUGACGCUCAUAACGUGUACCGUAAAAGACAUGGAUCACCACCGCUGGUUCUAAGCGAAUGGUUGAUGGGCGUCGCACAAGACUGGGCCAACAAUUGUGCUGCUCGCGGAAUGAUGUACCACAGCAAUCAUCCAAACGACCAAGAAAAUAUCUACGCAACCAGUGGGAGAGUAUCCAGCGGAAGAGAAGCGGUGGAUUGCUUUUACAAGGAAAUACAAUACUACAGGUUUGGUAGUAUGGGCUUCACAAUGCAAACUGGUCAUUUUACUCAAGUUGUCUGGAAAUCUACAACGAUGAUGGGGGUCGGAAAGGCCACAGGCAGAAACGGCUGGACCUAUGUCAUUGUGAGCUAUUCACCACGGGGUAACAUGCAGGGACACUUUAGUGCUAAUGUUUUACCACCGAGAAACUAAGUGGCAAACGGGGUGGCAAUUUUCUAAGGCAAAUUGACAUCAAGAUUUGUAAUUGAAUUUACUCGAGGCAUUCCGUUGCAAGAUCGUUACAUUUUAAAUUGAAUUUUAUUAAAGUUAUAAAAUUCAAUUUGAAAUUUUUCUUUUUGAAAGAAAGAAAAAUUUAGUGAAAAGAAUACCAACGAGCCUUCUCAGAAAUGAAAUUGUUAGCGAAUGAGAAUGAAAAAUACAUGUAGUGUUAUCCAAUAGAACGAGAAAUUAAAAAAAAUGACAAGAUUUCGGUUUCUGCCUUUUGAUUUCAUAAAACGAGGAGAUGCCGAUGUGCCCAUGCCCACAGAAAAAGUUGUGAGUUCGCAAAUGAGCUUUUUGUGAAUGUGAAUCCUAACUGAGUUAACAAAAACGCUAAGAGAAAACAGUUCCAGUCAACCGCCUAGCUCAGGAAUAAUUGUACUCCGUGUGUCACAAAUCAACC